Messenger RNA from Esox lucius (northern pike), 1972 nucleotides. It is a transcript of the gene map1lc3a, whose product is annotated as microtubule-associated protein 1 light chain 3 alpha. Gene Ontology annotation, biological process: macroautophagy; cellular response to nitrogen starvation; autophagy of mitochondrion. Gene Ontology annotation, cellular component: cytosol; autophagosome; autophagosome membrane. The coding region runs from base 164 to 529 and encodes 121 amino acids. The record is from RefSeq and is a predicted model, not a curated record. Lineage: Eukaryota; Metazoa; Chordata; Actinopteri; Esociformes; Esocidae. The transcript has 4 exons. Gene Ontology annotation, molecular function: ubiquitin protein ligase binding.
ACGUAAAGGUCUUGCAGUUUUGGUGAAGACGAAGUCAGUAAGUACUGACCCUUACAACAAACAAGGGGCAAAUGUCUGUAGCAGACCAACAACAAAACAUCUAGCGACACUAGCGAGCUCUGAUUAGUAUAUUAUUUCUCCUAUUGAUAUAAAAUCUACAGCGAUGACAUCCGACAGACCAUUUAAACAAAGGAGGACAUUCGCUGAUCGUUGUAAAGAAGUGCAGCAAAUUCGUGAUCAGCAUCCCAACAAAAUCCCAGUAAUCAUUGAGCGAUAUAAGGGAGAGAAGCAGCUGCCUGUGUUGGACAAGACAAAGUUUCUUGUCCCUGACCAUGUCAAUAUGAGCGAAUUAGUGAAGAUAAUUAGGCGCCGGCUACAGCUCAACCCCACUCAAGCCUUCUUCCUCCUGGUCAACCAGCACAGCAUGGUCAGCGUGUCCACACCCAUAUCGGAGAUCUAUGAGCAGGAGCGUGACGAGGACGGCUUUCUGUACAUGGUUUAUGCAUCUCAGGAGACCUUCGGCUGCUAGGAGUGAAGCCUGGUUAGAGCAAGGAAGACAUGGAUGGGUAGAGAGGGAAGGUUGGGUAGAGUAAGGUCUCUACAAGCUGUUCUCGCUCUCUCACCCUCAUGGGCGAUGGAGUUCCCCUUAAGGGUAAUUAAAUAGACAACACCAUAACCACAUCUUGUCAUGACACUACAGAACGGUAUGUGCAACACCCCCAUCCCCAAUUAUUAGUCUUUGUCCUUGAGUCAUUGAGGUUAGUGAUUGUGGCCCCUUUGUGGGGAUUUUUUGUUAUCUAUGGAACUGGGACCUGGUGUUAAAAGAUGGAAAUGCUACAAAAUCGUGAUUGUUUUCCAGGCAAAAGCACUUUUGUAGUGUUUUUGUGGAGGGUGUCUUUAAUCAGAGGCCUUUUCACAUGUGGUAAAACAACAGUUACUGAUCUUUUGUUGAGUUUUCCGGACUAUUGUUAGAACCUACCCACUAUAAUACCGGUGUCUGUUAGCCAAUCGUGCAAAUUAAUAAACUACUUGAUGUUCAAAGACCAUCCUUAUCCCUAUACUAAUAUGUUUUUUAAAGUUUUUCUCCACACCCCCUCCAUUUUCAGAUCAGAUUAAUCAUAUUGUGAUGGUGAAGGCUUUUUCAGUAGUCUGCCACAACAUUCCGUCUUUGGUAGCUGACUGGUUCCAUAAGCAUGACGGAUAUAUCUGUACAGUUAUACACAGUGGGCUGAAAAGGUUUGUACACCAUUGAUUGAACAGAAAUGUUUCCAAGACAUAGGCAUAAGAUCGUUGACUUGUCAAACAAACCCUUUCAUUGAGCAAUUGUAUUAGAAUAAAGUAAAACAUCAUCCCUCUUUUUGGGCAUCCAUAUAGCUCAGUAAUUAUAUUUUAUAGUCAUUUUGUUAAUCUGUCAACAGUGUACAAGCUUUUAUGCCACUGUUUAUGUGGUGAGAAUGUGCACUUUGAUAUAGGCUUGUAGGUUACUUAGAACCAAGUAGUGAAAACUAAUUAUUGUAGAAAUAUGCUUCUUUGCAAAAAUAUAAAUUAAUAUAAUUUUAAUAACAAGGCUCAAUGUUGACUUUAGAAAUAAAUUACUGUAACAUUUUUGUAUCUGAUAUUCUGUCCUUUAGAACACUAUGCCUUUGGUAAAUUUACUUUUGAAACAAAGGGUUUGUGAUGCAAUACAUACCUGCAUGUUUUGACUGGUCUAUAUACCAAUUUAUCCAAUAUAAGUUUUAAAAUGUAUUUGUAGAAUUGUUUCCAAACCAAUAACUGAAAAGUAUGUUGGACAAACGUGUGUGUAUAAACCAUCAAGUAAUCAAUAGUUGUCUUAUUUACGUCCUUCAAUUGUAACUAAUUCAUGGAGUAUUGCAUUGCUACAAAUCUUGUUUGCCAAUGAAGAUGUUGCCUUGAUAAGUUGAUGUUGUUGAAGUUGAUUGGGUCAUUGAAUAAACAUACUCUCUCCAUUUCA